Messenger RNA from Gracilinanus agilis (Agile Gracile Mouse Opossum), 4643 nucleotides. It is a transcript of the gene PDE4C, whose product is annotated as phosphodiesterase 4C. The coding region runs from base 322 to 2709 and encodes 795 amino acids. Lineage: Eukaryota; Metazoa; Chordata; Mammalia; Didelphimorphia; Didelphidae. Gene Ontology annotation, cellular component: perinuclear region of cytoplasm; cytosol; nucleus. The record is from RefSeq and is a predicted model, not a curated record. The transcript is spliced from 16 exons. Gene Ontology annotation, biological process: signal transduction. Gene Ontology annotation, molecular function: 3',5'-cyclic-AMP phosphodiesterase activity.
GGAGCCCAACCUGCUGAGGGGAGCCAACCCUCCUGUACCAGGAACGCUUCAGCAUCUACAAGGAGGACAGCUCUCGGGUUUACAGCUCUCCGUUUACCCGCCGAGGCUCCUGAACUGGAUUUCAGACUACCUGCCUAGAAGAGCCCGCCCCAAGGUGCCGAGAAUUCAGCACUGACCCCGGGGACAGCUCCAGGGGGCUUGAGCUGCGGGGAGGAACUGGACUUAAGGGUGAGGCAGCUGCAUCGGAACAUCCAGGGCUGACAGCUCCCGAGCGCGGAAUCCGGAGCCAGAAUCUAAGCCGCUGGAGCUGGAAUAUUUGGCAUGGAGAGCCCAGGAGGCGGCGGCAGUGGAGAAGAGGAGGCGGCGGCGGGGGUGGCAGAGGCAAUCAGGCUGUGCCGGGCUCUUAGCCGGGAGGGCGCCGGCUCCGCUAAGCCCCCCAAGCACCUGUGGCGGCAACCGCGGACCCGAAUCCGCAUCCAGCAGCGUUUUCAUUCGGACACAGACAAGUACCUAACGGCUAGAAGCUCCCGACCCGGCCUCAGGAAGUCCCGGCGCUCAUGGCCCUCCUCAUUCCACAAGCGCGGCGGCAGCGGCGGCAGCGGCGGCGGCGGCUCCCACCGCUUUGACCUCGAAAAUGGCCUCUCUUCGGGAAGGAGCCCCCUGGAUCCACAGACCAGCCCUGGCUCAGGCCUCGUCAUCCAGGGCAACUUCCCUCACAGUCAAAGGCGAGAGUCUUUCCUCUACCGAUCAGACAGCGACUAUGACCUCUCCCCCAAGGCCAUGUCCAGGAACUCCUCUAUUGCCAGUGACUUACAUGGAGAAGACAUGAUUGUGACCCCGUUUGCCCAGGUCCUCGCCAGUCUACGAACAGUCAGGAGCAACUUCGCCGUGCUGACUCGACUACAGGACCGCGUGGCCAAAAUGUCAGAGCUGGGAGGACCAGCGAGUGACCUGCAGGUCCCUUCCACAGAGGAUGCCUGCCAGAAGCUGGCCAUGGAGACCCUGGAGGAGCUGGACUGGUGCCUGGACCAGCUGGAGACCCUGCAGACCCGGCACUCCGUCAGUGAGAUGGCCUCCAACAAGUUCAAGCGGAUGCUUAACCGGGAGCUAACUCACCUAUCAGAGACCAGCCGCUCUGGAAACCAGGUGUCCGAGUAUAUCUCCCGGACCUUUCUGGAUAAGCAGCAUGAGGUGGAGCUUCCCUCCAUGCCAGUGAAGGAGAGGGAGAAGGAGAAGGAGAAAGAGAAAGAGGAGCGGCCAAUGUCUCAGAUCAGCGGCGUUCGAAAGCUAACACACGGCUCCAGCUUCUCAGCAGCCGCCAUUCCAAGAUUCGGAGUUAAGACUGACCAUGAGACGCUGUUGGCAAAGGAGCUGAAAGACACAAACAGGUGGGGUCUGGAUGUAUUCAAGGUGGCUGAGCUCUCUGGGAACCGCCCACUGACAGCCAUCAUGUAUAGCAUCUUUCAGGAGCGAGACCUGCUAAAGACCUUCCGGAUACCAGCAGACACUCUGGUCACCUACCUACUGACCCUGGAGGACCAUUACCACGCUGAUGUGGCCUAUCACAACAGCAUCCACGCAGCAGACGUAGCCCAGUCCACCCACGUGCUCCUGUCCACGCCAGCGCUUGAGGCUGUUUUCACCGACCUGGAAAUCUUGGCCGCCAUCUUCGCCAGCGCCAUCCAUGACGUGGAUCAUCCCGGGGUCUCCAACCAGUUUCUGAUCAACACCAACUCUGAACUGGCCCUCAUGUACAACGAUGCCUCUGUCCUGGAGAACCACCACUUGGCCGUGGGCUUCAAGUUGCUCCAGGAGGACAACUGCGACAUCUUCCAGAACCUCAGUCCCAAGCAGCGGCAGAGCCUGCGCAAGAUGGUCAUUGAUAUGGUGCUGGCUACAGAUAUGUCCAAGCACAUGAAUUUGUUGGCCGACCUGAAGACCAUGGUGGAGACCAAGAAGGUGACAAGCUUGGGUGUCCUACUGCUGGACAACUACUCGGACCGGAUCCAGGUCCUGCAGAACAUGGUGCACUGCGCCGACCUCAGCAACCCCACCAAGCCCCUGGAGUUGUACCGCCAGUGGACAGACCGAAUCAUGGUGGAGUUCUUCCAGCAAGGAGACCGGGAGCGAGAGAAAGGCAUUGAGAUCAGCCCCAUGUGUGACAAGCACACAGCCUCCGUGGAGAAGUCCCAGGUGGGUUUCAUUGACUACAUCGCACACCCUCUGUGGGAGACCUGGGCCGACCUGGUGCACCCAGACGCCCAGGAGAUCCUCGAUACGCUGGAGGACAAUCGCGAAUGGUACCAGAGCAUGAUUCCCCGGAGCCCGGACGGCGGCGGCCACGAGGCCAACCUGGCAAAAGGCGGUGGGGCUGCUGACAAGUUCCAGUUCGAGCUGACCCUGGAGGAAGAGGAAGGAGAGUCGGACUCAGAGGCCGAAGAGCCCGGGAGCCAGGCAGAGGAAGGAGAGGAGGAGAACAGUGGCAGCGACUCCAAGACCCUGGCCACAGACGACUCGGAAUCAGCAGAGGUGGAGCCGCUGUCUCCAGAAGAGGAGGCGAGUCCCGUGGAAGAGAAGGAUCAGCCCCAGGAGUCUGGGCCCCUGGAUAAUGAGAGGACGCUGUCCCAGGCCAGGGCCAAGAGCCUGCAGGAGGGGGACGGGGCUGUAGAUCAGGAAGGCAACCUUACAUUCUACCCCCUGGGAACGUAACAGGCAUGACUGCCCUCUCCCCUCCAGUCCCGGAACCACUUCCCAGACUUUAUGACUUGGGGUAGGGGAGGGGAUAUUAUAUUAAAGAAUCCCCCUCCCAUCUCUCCCCUCUCCUCCUAGUCCCUCCCCAAACCCCUGAUCUAAACAACUAAAAACAUGAGGAACCAUCCCUUUCAAGCCAGAACUGGGGCCCAGAGAGAGCUGGGAUGCUUGGUCUAGACCUGGCUGGUCCUCUGGCAUCAUCACAGCUCCCCAGCGGUAGGGGCAGAAUGGAAGGAAGAAAGAAGACAGGUGGUUGGAGUUCAUUGGGGGAACCGCAGCUAGGUGGGAGGGAAGAGCCUAGAGUAGGAAGAGAAAUUGAGAAAAGAAGAAAAAUGCUUUGUGAACAGAGCUAUCCAGCAUUAGAAUGAAUUGGCUUAAAAGGAAGUUAGCCUCCCGGUCGAGUGGAGGCAUCCAAGCAGACAGAGGCCAGUAGGGGGGAUUUCUGCUUGGGAGAAACUAGAUCUUGUCUAAAUUCCUGUGGUAUUCGGGUGGCCUGUUCGCUAGCAGGGGUGGGGGCGAGGGGUUUACUGUGGUCUCUUGGAGCCUGUUUUCCUCAUUUGUAAAAAUGUGGGUUCAAUUAGGUGAUCUCAGAGGCCCUUUCCAGUUCUAGACCAAAGUGGCUUAGAACCUGGUCAUCACAAGUUUGGCCCGUGCCUGGUACUCCAGCCUCCCGCCUGCCAGCUCCUGCCCCUCUGCCAACUCAUCUGGAUAGCCGAGAGUAGCUAGUGCCUUUCACUGACCCCAUGGACAGUGCGUGGCCCCUGGUAGGAGAAAGAGUGUCUCACCCCAAGAGCUCUCAGAGGUGAGAAAAAGGGCCCCCUGAGAAGGUAGCAGCAGCAGGGGCUGUUGGGAAGAGGAUGAUGAGAGAGGAAGUCUCUGGAAAAUAGAGUUUGGCUUAAUGUUGAGAAGCCCCAAGGCUGGUCUCCACUGGGACUGGCUGCCACGGCAUCAUUGAACUCUCCAGCCCUGGAGGCCUUCCAGCAAAGGCCGAUGAGUGCCAGAGAGGUUGUAGAGGGGAUUCGUAUUGGAUAAAGGUGGAACUAGAGCCCCCCGUGAAUCCCCCUGGUUCAGAGAUGCUCCAAUUCUGGGCCAGGCUCCGGGAAUUGGGGUUGCCAGCUGCUAGUAGUGGUUUUUCCCAGAGGCGUGAUUCCUCUGUCCACCUGGGGCCCAGAUGAGCUAUUGCCAGGUACUGACCCCAAUUCCAGGGGGAGAGAAGGCAGUGGGCACAGACGGAACUCUGCUCCUCCCCCACCUCCCCUCCUGUCCUCCAUGCGGGUGGCUGUAGAAGCACCUUGGACACUGCCAUUUAAUUUAUUUUGACACUGGCUCACAGGUGUUUUUAAGAUUUUUUUUUUUUUUUUUUUGUAGCUCACUUUUUUUUUUAAGUAAAGACUUGGUCACACACGCACAUACACAGCUCCAGGCCUGCUUGUCCAAGGAGGACCCAGGCUGUAGAAUGCUGAGUGCUCAGGCUGGCCUUUUGCCCAGGGGCCAGAGGGAAGGCUGCUCUAGUUGGUGGGAUCCCCUGGCUCAGAGAGGGGAGAGGGUUGCUUUUUGGUGUAGUGGGCAACUCGGGAGUUCUGAGUUCAAAGCCUAGCUUUGCCCCUACCUCACUGGGCAAGCCAUUUCCUCUCAGGUGGUCUCGGUUUCCCCAACUAUAAAUUGGGGAGGGCAGGAGGAACUCGAUUUUCAAGUUUUCUUUUGCCUCUGACAUGUCCUAAGGCCCCUCCCAGGUUUGACAUUCUGUGUUCCAUGAGUCCUCCCAGCUCUGACAUUCUCUAAGGGCCCUCCCAGUUCUACAGUUCUGUGUUCUACGUUCUAAGGUCUCUCUCAGCUUCCACCUUGUGAUCUGUGUUCUAAGAUCCCUCCCAGUAUUGUGGUGUGUUCUAAGG